This is a messenger RNA of Aphanomyces astaci, 2889 nucleotides long. RefSeq lists its product as hypothetical. Bases 1 to 2889 code for a protein of 962 amino acids. NCBI's taxonomy places the organism in Eukaryota, Oomycota, Saprolegniomycetes, Saprolegniales, Verrucalvaceae. The record is from RefSeq and is a predicted model, not a curated record. The transcript has a single exon.
AUGAGCGUCCAGGUGUCUGCAUGCUCCGCGUGCGGCGGACGCAACAUGCCUGGCCACCUAUCCUACAAGGGAUCCGGCUUGUGCUUUGCCGACUCCUGUCCGAGGCGUCAAGUCCGAGGGCAUCACUGCGUUCGGCACAUUCUUUCGUUAGACUCUGCUGCUAACAAAGUCCUCCCCGUGCGUAAAUGUGUCCUCUGUGGCCGCGACGCAACUCUCCUUUUGGAAGCACAUAUUGACUUGCACACGUAUAUGACGACGAGUACCAGCACCUUACAAGACUUGCUUGCGUCGACCCCCACCCUCCAAGACGACAGUCCGCAGGCUCCAUUACCCAUCGUCCUCGCGAAGAAAGUUCCUGGGAGCAGGAAGCGACCGGCAAGACCGCGCGGGUUCCAUCGCGUCAAGCGGCCAGCGUUGAAUCACCCGUUCGGGCCAAAUCCAAGGCGGUCACUCCAACAGACGGACAACGUUUUAUAUCUUGGUGGUGACAGCGACCUUUUUGAACACGGCACGGCCUCCAGGACGGCGCUCCUUCAACAGCAUGUAGACAGUCAGGUCGCCCCAGCCACGACGACACCCAAGCCAGUAGCCACUUGUGGCGCCAGUGCGUUUUGCUUGAAUCCACGAGGUUCGAAUGGGUUUUGCCAUUGGCACAAAGCUCCACCGAGCGUACCAGUGGUGGAGCCGCCCCCUCCUGCGAGAAGCCACGUGGCGGUUCUGCUGCCAAAGCCCACCCGUCCGACGCCACCUAUCGCCCAAUGCACAUACAUCGGCUGCCUGCAACCACCUGUCGCAGUCCAUGGCUUAUGUUUACAGCAUGCCCCUGGAAGCGUUCAUCAAUGCUGCAAUGUGUUUUGCACGCAGCCUGCAACAACCGUCAAUGGAUACUGCUUAGCACAUGCGUCGCUGUCAACGGACCUCCACCAACAAAGUGCAGAGUGCAGUUUACCGAGUUGUACCGCCAAGGCAGUUCAAGGUGGAGAAGCCGCCCCCCAACGUCUUUGUGCGCUGCACUGUCGAGACGCCACGUCUCGGCCGUCGUCCGUUAAGGUAGCUCUGCCCAGUAACGCUGCUGCAGGACUGCUACCAGUGUGCCAGCAUCCGCUUUGCAAGAACGUGGCAUCUGCGGCGAAUAAUUCCGAGUAUUGCCCACUACACGUUUCGUUCAACGCAGCAUCCAGUAGUCGCGUCGACGGGUGUACCGAAGUGGCCGACCACGCCCCCCACCGCCCCCCACAACCCCCCCAGGUCCCCACAAUCAAGUGCAAGAUUCGACAUUGCGAUAUCCAAGCGAAAUCACAAGGUCUUUGCCAGCAACACUAUCGCAUGUCUGCAAUCCCCAACGCUGAACCAGUGGAAGACAACUCGGUGCCGCUACCCCCGAUUGUGGCCGACUCAGGGGCCCACCAGCCAGUCGUCGCCCCUGUCAUUCCCAAUUCAACAUCUGGUGCGAAACAUACUGUGACCGUAUGCAAGGUGCCUUCGUGUGGCCGGAUGGCGCUGAUCUUUGGGCAUUGCCGCAGUCACUACAACUCGCUUCGAUGUACGUACCCACGCUGCAAGGAGCUCCAGAGUGGCGACACGUAUUGCGCUGCCCACGAACGCGCGACUGCUCAACGGGACCAAGUGCGCGUCAAGUUAGAGUCGCCUUUGUCUGGCGGGGCUCCUCAUGCUUCCGACGGGGCUACGAUGCAUGGCUACUGCAGUCGUCAGGACAACUUGCACCAGGAUGUUCCUACUGAGCCGACUGGAGCGUUGGCUACACCAGCGCCAACCAGUGCAGGUUAUGGUGAGGCUGUAGACAAUUUCCCAAGCGUGUCCCGUGCCCCAGAAACCUCUACACCUUCAACAGUGGCCCCGUCGGCGGUGGCUCAGAUUGCUGCUGCCAUCGACACGAUCCUGGAACCUGUAUCGCCCCAAGAAAACACAGUGGCCGACGAGACCCCGCCUACAUCGAGUGAAACUGCGACAACGUGCGGUGCGACGGCGUCGGGGUAUUGCGGCGACCACAUGCCGAUACUCACCAAAGUCGUGCCCUCGCUGUGCAAAACACCGAAUUGCCUGUUCAGGCCCAAGACAAAUGGCUUUUGUCAAAAGCAUUUCAUUGAAUCGCGAACGACCGACAUCGCGCCAGUCGUGACAUCCAAUCAAGCCUCAAGCCAGGCUGCAUCGUCACCAGACGCGGGGUCUUCUCAAGGCGGGAACCGUACGGAAGGAACCACGAACGCAUCGAGUGUAUCCGUGCCACGAACCUCAUGCAAGCAUCUCGAUUGCUUGCAACAUGCCGCGACGGAUGCAGAGUACUGCCCAGUGCAUAAACAGCUACCGAAUUUAUUCUCGAGCUCGACUACGCCCAGCACGAGUCAGGACAGCCAAGGCCAGUCCACCCCCCACAGCUCCACAAAACUAGACACGGACCCCCACACUAGAAACGAUAACGUCAAGGUGUGCAAAGUCAGGGGCUGCGUCGUAUCUGCCAAAACGCAGGGCUUUUGCCGGGGUCACGCGUUAACCAAUCAAGCGUCCGUCUGUGACAGCGCUGUCCCGCAUAUCGACAACAUGCCGGCGACGUGCAAGGCGGCAGGGUGCAGCGUCGUUGCGAAGUCCAAAGGGUAUUGCCGCAGGCAUGGCAACCAGAUCGAGCAACAAGCCCCUCAACCCCCCGCCACGGUUGACCUGACCAGCGACGAUUCGCCGACGACCUCUGUCACAGCCAACCGAACAUCGUACGAACGGUGCAGUGUGACGGGGUGCAGACUCAAGGUCAAACUGAACGGGAUGUGCCGCGUCCACUACUACACUCCGACCAUGUGCCAAGUCAGCGGCUGUCUCUUUAGGUCCAAGAUGGCCGGAUUCUGCACGAUACACGCGCCGGCGUCAUCCAAGUAG